This is a messenger RNA of Condylura cristata (star-nosed mole), 1029 nucleotides long. RefSeq names its product melanoma-associated antigen B16-like. Gene Ontology annotation, cellular component: nucleus. The record is from RefSeq and is a predicted model, not a curated record. Lineage: Eukaryota; Metazoa; Chordata; Mammalia; Eulipotyphla; Talpidae. Bases 1 to 1029 code for a protein of 342 amino acids. The transcript has a single exon. Gene Ontology annotation, biological process: negative regulation of transcription by RNA polymerase II.
AUGCCUCGCCAUCAUAAGAACACGCGAGGCCCAGGCCCAGAAAAUAAGCUACGUAUUCAUAUCAGUAAGGCUCGGUGCCCGGAUGUUUCACAGGUUUCCAAGACCCUGGAGAAGACCUCUAUCUCUUCUCAUCCGCUGGCACCUGCCAGUUCAAAGAAAGUUCCUGAAUCUAGUCUGAUCACUAUUGUUGAGGAUACUGAGGAUUUCAAUUUUCCUCCCUUUACCACCUUAUCCAUCUUUGCUGCGAAGUCAGGGGAGGGCCAAGAGAAAGCUGAUACUCCCAGCACCUCACAGGCUGAGCCGGCCGUCAAGUGUGUGCCCAUUGAUGAUCUAGAAGAGAAAGUAGCAAUGUUGGUGAAUUUCAUGCUGCUCAAGUAUCAAACAAAAGAGUCAAUAACCAAGGAAGAUAUUUUGAAGACAGUCAUCAAAGGAUAUGAAAACAACUUCACUGAAAUCCUGCUGAGAGCCUCCGAGCGCAUGGAGAUGAUCUUUGGCCUUGAUGUGCAAGAAGUGGAUCCAACCAACCACCACUAUGUCCUGCUCAUCAAAUUGGGCCUCACCUAUGAUGGGAUGAUGAGUGAUGAAGAAGGCGUGCCCAAGACCGGCAUCCUGAUUCUCAUCCUUGGAGUCAUCUUCAUGAAAGGUAACCGAGCUACUGAAGCAGAAGUUUGGGAAGUUCUGAAUUUAACCGGCAUUUAUUCAGGAGUGAGGCACUUCGUGUUCGGGGAACCUAGACAACUCAUCACUGAAGAUUUCGUGAAAGAAAAUUACUUGGUGUACCAGCAGGUGGAAAAUAGCGAUCCUCCACAAUUUGAAUUCAUGUGGGGCCCAAGAGCUCACGCGGAAACCACUAAAUUGAAAGUUCUUGAAUUCCUGGCUAAGGUUCAUGGGACUGACCCAAGUUCUUUCCCAUCUCAGUAUGAGGAAGCCUUGCAGGAUGAAAAGGAGAGAGCUGAGGGCAAUAUUUUAUCCAGGGCUGAGUCUCCUCUCCUGGCCGCUGCCAAUUAUAGCAGCUACUCGCACACCUAA